Messenger RNA from Ornithodoros turicata, 4318 nucleotides. RefSeq names its product insulin-like growth factor-binding protein complex acid labile subunit. The record is from RefSeq and is a predicted model, not a curated record. The transcript is spliced from 5 exons. Gene Ontology annotation, cellular component: extracellular matrix. Gene Ontology annotation, molecular function: protein binding. NCBI's taxonomy places the organism in Eukaryota, Metazoa, Arthropoda, Arachnida, Ixodida, Argasidae. The coding region runs from base 840 to 3632 and encodes 930 amino acids.
GCGAAGUCUCACGCCAUUUCCGUGUGAGGAGGAAGAAGAUGAAGUCAGUGAAGAAAUCACGCAGGCAGAUCGCUCGGAAAUACCACCCACAACCACGUUCACCCACUCGUGAUAUGGUGGCAGCGUUGCUGUCUGAAGCUUCGAACGCUAGGUUCAAGCAGUAAAGAUUUGAACGCAAAGCAAGCAAUGGAAUCUACCGAAUGACACCGGGCCGACGACUAGCAGUUGGGUACCAGCUUCGAUGACAAGUAUACCAAAUCCACCCAAGCCCACCCAAUUCGGUGUUUUCGGCGACCUCUGGAAAGUUUUGUAAUUGUGGAAAAGUUAACAAAGAACGGCAAAGAAACGGCAGACCACGGAAUGCACGUUGGGUACACUGAGUGAAGAAAGCGCAAGGUUUUCACUUGGGAAGGACCUGUAGCAGUGGUGUCAACAGCUCAAAGACAACAGCGGGAGCAUCUGCCUAGUGUCUACAUCUGUGAAGGUAACCGUUAAUAAAGCACACGAGGCAACGAUGUAUCCCACGCAAGCAAUGAAAGAACUCUGGGACUCCUCAAUGUACACCGUAAGAUCUCGUGCACAACGGUGACCACCAACAGCAUCCAGCCUCUACUACUAGCGCCUUCUUGUGAAGGCACAAAACCCGCCAUGUUGCACUUGACCCAAAUAUGUACUCCGCAUCAUCACUAUACAGUAAUGGUCUGCGCAAGACCAAGCCAGUGUUGCUGAAGAACAUACCUCUUCAGGAUCAAACAAAAUAACUGCGGAUACGAGAACUGCCCCAACAAAACUUGAGGCAUGACUUAGUGAGGACCCGGAACACUACCACGGUGCAUGCAAUGGCAUACAACUCAAGCCGUUGUCGCAAAGGACUCGUCGCCACGCGGACCAGCUGGGUGAUGUACCUCCUGGCGUGCUGCAGUUCUUGGAACUCCUGGUGCAGUGCAUCCGAGUGCCCGAGUGCCUGUUUUUGUGACACAGACAGCCAGUAUGUUAGUUGUGUCGGAGACAGCACGUGGAAGGUUCCUCAGACAUUGCCAGCUCCCAGCGAAAGACUGGAACUACGAAACUUUGCGGUGGAUACACUCACGAAGGAUAUCUUCAAUGGACUGGUGGCACUGCGCGAGCUCAAACUUCAACAGAGUCAAACCCGCAGUAUCGACGACGGUGCUCUGAUGGGCCUCGCUAUGCUACAGAGAUUAGACCUCAGUCAGAACCUACUGGAGAACUUGACAUCUGGCACAUUCAGGGGUCUGCAGCAGAUGAAGUACCUCGAUUUGUCAUCCAACCAGCUCGUCCACAUAGACGGAGCAUUUUCGGACUUAGGAAACCUAGAACAGGUCAAUCUUCGUGGGAACUGCCUCACUCAACUGUCAACCUACACCUUCACUGGUCUGCUUCGAGCACAGUACCUCAAUCUCGACUCGAAUCUGAUAUCGAGCAUCGAAGUGGAUGCCUUCCAGGACCUUACAAACCUCGCCCACCUGAUACUCAGCAACAAUCCGCUUACAACGCUUUCACGACUCGAUUUCUUCGGUUCCCGCCUCCAGUACAUAGACGCUUCCCAUGUAGGGCUAACACGUGUACCUCAGAGCCUCACACGCUUUGUUCGUGACCUGCGACUAAGUCGUAAUAACAUCACGAAGAUUACCCUCGGAGAUUUGGACAGCUAUCCACAUCUUGGUCUCCUUGUGCUCGAUGACAAUGCAAUAGAGGACGUUGAGGAUGAUGCAUUGGGACGGCAGGAGUACUUGGCUCGCUUGUGGCUAAAUGGAAAUAAGCUACGGAAGAUACCACUACACCUCCCAUCAACACUAAUAGCCUUGUAUAUCGAAGAGAAUUCUAUAAGUGCAAUAGCGUCCUAUAGCUUUCGAGGCCUCACCCACCUCGAACAACUGUUCUUACAAAGGAAUCAGAUCAAGACCUUGGGAAGUUGUGCCUUCUGUGACCUCAUCAACUUACGAACGUUAGACCUCCAGGCAAACCUGAUAGAGUCUAUUGAGGAUGAAACGUUUACAAACCUCACCAAUCUUCAAGUGUUGGAUAUCUCUCAAAAUCCUAUCAAAGUUAUACAGCCCUACUGCUUCAGCCACCUUGAAAGGCUGCACACACUGCAGAUGUCUAGGCUGUCCGAAACAAUUCGGUUUGAAGACUUCGUUUUCGACUCCUUGAAGAAUUUGACCAUACUAGAAAUGUAUGACAGUAGUGUGAUCGCUGAAAGAAUUGUAAAUUCGACCAGGGCACUGCAUGGAUUAAGGAACGUACAAGAGCUGAGUCUGGUGCAUAACAAGCUGUCAUAUUUGAGGUCAGACUUCCCUUCCUUCCUUCCAAAGUUGAAGGUUCUUAAGAUCAGUGGAAACAGUUUUCACUGCGACCGAAAGAUUCGAUGGCUCACUAGAUGGAUGCAAACAUCAAGUGUACAGUUCUACAGCAGUUACAGCAUUCGCUGUGCCACACCACCGGCAUUGCAAUACAAGCCAGUUAUGCUAUUAACAGAGAACGAUUUUUCUGAAGCAUCUACAGCUCAACACGCCGUUCCUACUGUGGUCUUUCAUUUAUCUACAGAAGUUGCACGUAAUGUGAAUGAAGCGACAGAAGCGGCAAAUAUUCCUACGGUUCCCAUUCCGCAGCCACUCCGUGACAGCAAAGCAGAAACUGCUCCUAUUCAUCCACCCUCUGCUCAACCCAAAACAAGUACCAGGAGCCCAAUUAAUACAACAGAAGAAGCACAGCCACCAUCUUUGGUGAAAACUACAGCACAACCAAUUCAAGUCGGAGCAACAACAGCAAGAAUAGCAGCAGCAUCCACUGUCGAUCGUGACACAACUGGUUCAGAAAACGCAGGUGUUGACCAACUGACUGGUCAUGAAGAAACAUCGACACAUGGGGACAUGACAACAUUGACAGUCCAGUUGCCAUCAACACAAAGACUUGAGAGUACCAAACCACAAGAGAGCUUUGCUUCCUCAUCUACUGAAAAUCCAGUACAUUCAUCAUCUGUGCAGACAAUAUAUGUAAGCAAGAUGAAACCAACAGAAGAACUACAGAACAGUGCGCCACUUAUGGCUUCAACAACCUCACCAUUGUCUACCACUGAACAAGCAAGCACACAAGAAACACAACGAACAUGGUCAGGACAGGGUGCAGCUCUUGUUCAUCUAUGGACCGAAAACCCAAAAGCAUUCAACCACACAAACAACGGGGCUGUCCCUAUGGUCAGUGGCUUCUUUGUCAGCAAAGCACAUGCACACGUGUCUGAUGUGAGCCCAAUAGCACUGGCUUCAACCGCUACAGCAGUUUGCUGCUUCCUCCUUAUUGGUGUACUGGCAGCAGCGACCAUCACGGUUCAGAUGCGACAUCGCUGUUUCUGGUGCCGUAAGCAUUAUUCGCGAAUGCGCAGAAGCAGCAGCAUUUCUUACAGACCUCAGAGGGACGAGGUGAAUAUCCUCACUGUAUCUGAAGGAACAGUUGGUGUAAGGACUAGCACACAUACAGAAAUAGGCAACAAACUGUACUAUGUUAUGGAGAACAGGGAUGGCGUGCUUGAUGCAAUGCUUGAACCACACCUUCAAGAACUUAUUCCACAACCCCUUACAGAAAACCAGUGGCGAAGUAAUCAUGUGGCAAUAUAAGGUGAAUCUCGCAUGUUACGCUCUAAUAUUAACAGUGCAAGAGGGAGUAAGAUGCACCGCAUGACCAUCGAAUUGCUUCUAUAUCUGUGCAUAGUGCUGAACUGAAUACAACUGAGCAUGCACUGGAGCAAUGUGAACUAACAUGAAAAUGUGUACAGCAUUGUACAGUGUCUGCCCCAGGGCAAUUAUGGACAAGAAAUGUGGACAAUUCUGUAGCUGGAUUGCUAAGGAAUCUGGGUCAAUGUACGCUUACAUACGACUCCUUUAACAUGCAUGCUGCAUAUAAUGUUUAUGUCUGCUAGGCAUCACUGACAAAAAUGCUUGAUGUACAAAAGGAAAUACUUGUGGCAUGUCAUAAACAAAUUGCGAUUGGGAAAGGCCACUUUCAUCACGCUGAAUAAGACUGGCUAUAUCAUUAAGCUGUUGUAAAACAGAAACUGUGACGCUGCUCAGGUGAAUGGUUACAGGCAAAUCUUACGACUGAUCAACAAAACAAGCCCUGAUCAAACAGAGGUUUGUCUUUGAUCUUCCAAGUGAACAAAACUUACUACAGCCACAGAACAGUUUGUGCCAGAACAAUUAUUUUUAUAUGAGAAAAAAAAUCCCAACCUUAAGAAUUACAGACUCAGUUUAUUGAGCUUCCAUAUAUUCAUGGGUUUAUACAACGGAAAUAAAGGCUACUCCAU